AUGAUCUAUCUAUGCCAGUCACAUCUAUCUAUCUAUCUAUCUAUCUAUCUAUCUAUCUAUCUAUCUAUCUAUCUCAUCUGUUCAUAUCUAUCUAUCUAUCUAUCUAUGCCAGCCACAUCUAUCUAUCUAUCUAUCUAUCUAUCUAUCUAUCUAUCUAUCUAUCUAUCUCAGUCAGUUCAUAUGUAUUUAUUUCAGUCUGUUCACAUGUAUCUAUCUAUCUAUCUAUCUAUCUAUAUCUAUCUAUCUAUGCCAGUAACAUCCUAUUUCAGUCUGUUCAUAUCUAUCUAUCUAUCUAUCUAUCUAUCUAUCUAUCUAUCUAUGCCAGCCACAUCUAUCUAUCUAUCUAUCUAUCUAUCUAUCUAUCUAUCUAUCUAUCUAUCUAUCUAUCUCAGUCAGUUCAUAUGUAUUUAUUUCAGUCUGUUCACAUCUAUCUAUCUAUCUAUUUAUGCCUGUAACAUCCUAUUUCCGUCUGUUCAUAUCUAUCUAUCUAUCUAUCUAUCUAUCUAUCUAUCUAUCUCAGUCAGUUCAUAUGUAUUUAUUUCGGUCUGUUCACAUCUAUCUAUCUAUCUAUUUAUGCCAGUAACAUCCUAUUUCAGUCUGUUCAUAUCUAUCUAUCUAUCUAUCUAUCUAUCUAUCUAUCUAUCUAUCUCAGUCAGUUCAUAUGUAUUUAUUUCAGUCUGUUCAUAUCUAUCUAUCUAUCUAUCUAUCUAUCUAUCUAUCUAUCUAUCUAUCUAUCUAUCUAUGCAUGCCAGUCACAUCCUAUCUAUUUCAGUCUGUUCAUAUCUAUCUAUCUAUCUAUCUAUCUAUCUAUCUAUCCUUUUCUUUUUUCUUUCUUUUUCUUUCUUGUUCCAUGCAUAUUUCAUUUAUCUAUCUUUAAAAAACAUAAACUUGCUGUUCUAA
Acanthosepion pharaonis is the source of this 900-nucleotide messenger RNA. The record is from the annotation of a GenBank genome assembly. NCBI's taxonomy places the organism in Eukaryota, Metazoa, Mollusca, Cephalopoda, Sepiida, Sepiidae.